Rhizophagus irregularis DAOM 181602=DAOM 197198 is the source of this 1581-nucleotide messenger RNA. RefSeq lists its product as uncharacterized. Lineage: Eukaryota; Fungi; Glomeromycota; Glomeromycetes; Glomerales; Glomeraceae. The record is from RefSeq and is a predicted model, not a curated record.
AUGGUAUGCUCAAAAAUAUUUUCAGGGGAUUUACCCGAAUUAACAAAUGAAAUUAUACAACAUUUCAGAAAUGAUUUUUCAACAUUAUAUUCGUGUAUUUUAGUUAAUAGAUUAUGGUGUCGUUUAGCGGUUCCAUUAUUAUGGGAAGAUCCAUUUUCAAAGCAUGAUCCCAAAAAUUGCCACUUCAUUGAAAUUUACUUAAGUAAAUCAAAUGAAGAUGAUAAAGCAAAAUUUAAUGAAUAUGGAAUUAAAUAUGAUUUAUUACGUUCAAAUAAUACAUUGUUCAAUUAUCCUAGUUUCAUUAAAUACUUAAAUUAUGAGGGUACUUAUCGUUCUGUUAAAGAGUGGAUUGAUAUUUUAGUGGAUGAUGAUGAUCUUAAUGAAGUAGGAGAAUUAAUUUGUAAGUCGUUACUUGAAAUUUUCAUUAAAAAUGAAGGAAUAUUACAUUCUUUUGAAUAUGCAAUAUCUACUUUGGAUAGCUAUUGUGAUGAUACUAUGGAAUUGAUUUUACAAAAUCCAAAUUUCACUUACAAUAUCAAAGAUUUAACAUUAUUGCUUUAUGAUAUGUCAUUUAAAAUUACUAUAAAUAUCAUUCCUUUUUUAAAAUUUUUUUCUUCUAAUUGCAAUUCAAUCUCAUCAAUUAAUUUUUGUUAUUUACCCAGCACCGAUAAUAUUAAUGAUUUAUCAUUAAUUGAAAAUUGUAUAUCACAAAUAAUUAUUUCACAGCAUAAUCUCAAAACAAUUUCAUUUGAAUUUAAUGCUAAUUAUAAUUCAUUUUUAUCAUUAAAAAAUUCUAAUUGUUCAAAUACUUUAAUUGCUAAUUCGAAUAUACUUACUGUCUUACAAGAGGUCUUUAAUCAAUUGAAUGUUUUAGAAUCUGCUCAUAUUUUUUAUUGUCGUUCUUUAAAUUCUGAUUUUGUUCAACAAAUUAUUAAGGUUAUUAAACCUUUUAAAUUGAGAUCUCUGUUGAUGAAUGAAAUAUUACAUGUAGAAUCAUUACAACUACUAUUACAAAAAUGUGGUGAUUAUUUAGAAAAUUUUGAAUAUGGAUAUAUGGGUGAAGCAUAUGAAGAAUUAAGACCACUAUUACUUGAAUUUAUUAUAAAUUAUUGUACAAAAAUCAAACGUUUUAUUUCAGAUAAGCCUGAUAAUUUUAAUUUUUAUCUGUUAAUUGAAAAUAUUGGACGAACCCUUAAUUAUAUUUCUAUUGAUUUGUUCGAUCAAGAUUUAAGUCAAGCCAUAUUACAAAAUUUAGGACGAGUUCUUCCUUCUAAAUUAGAAUAUUUACAUUUAGGACUUUUAUUUAGUACAGAUGAUUUUAAAAUGUUUUUAAUAGAUUUUCAAAAUACUUUUGUUAAGAAAUUUCUGAUUAGUGAUACGACGCAAGAUUUAUACCAUGAAAGUAUCUUAUUUUAUACAAAGGAAUAUAUAAUGAAGAAGAAAAGGGUUAAAUAUUUGGCCAUUAAAGGAAGUUGUGAAUUGGUUGAUUUGAUAAAUGAAGUAAAGGAAUUUAGAUUAUAUGAUAUUAUUGUUAAAAAAUAUCUUGAUUUAUAUAUUAAUUAUUUACAAUUUACUAAAUAA